AUGGAGGACAACGAAGUGGAUAAAUGGGCACUUACUUAUGAUAAAUACAUUCAUUUAUUAUACCAAUUCCGUUCAGUAAAAAAUUUUUCAUCGGAUAUAGUAAACUUGGAUGAUAUCCUUGCGGAAGCAAAUUUUACUGAUACUGAGAAAAAAAACUACUACAAGGCUUUUGAUAUGCUAUUAAAACAUAUACACCAGGAUGGUGUUUUUAUGAACGGUAACAACCCAGAAGCUUGUAAGUAUAUUAACUACAUACUAUACAAAGAAUUACAAGUACAACAUGCAAUUAAACAUAGCUAUGACGAAAAAAUCGCUUCACUUUUCCGAAAAUUUUCAGAAGUAUACGGAGAAAAAUAUAGCAGGAAGAAUAGGUGCACAUCUAACAUUUAUAGCAUAAAUGAUCAAACGUAUAAUAAGAUAAAUGCAUUAUAUGAUGUGUAUGAUAAAUAUUAUAAAUGUAGUUUCUUCCGUGACAAUAAUGUUUUUAGUGGUUGUGGUACUUUUGAAGAUUUUUUUUUCUCAUAUGAUAACUAUAUGCGUAAUACUCAAUCUAAAAGUGUAGAAUUUAAUGAAAUAUUACGGAACAUUGAACAAAAAGCUAAUGCUGCUCUUACGAAAUAUAAAAUAGGAUGUGAGUUCUAUAAUAAAAAACCACAGAGUCCACAACUAUUUGAACCUCCCCGUGCACAAAUACCUGAAAUUCAUAACAAAGGGCAAACGCAUGAAACUAGAUUACAUUCUGUAGAUAGUACAUCACAAACACAUUUAUCUAAAGAUAUAUCCACAUCACAACCAGAACAAGAUAGUGAAAGAAGAGACGAAGGAGAUAGAGCACAACAUGUCCUUAGUGCAAGUGUUAUCCAUAGUGAAGAUGAUGACCAUGGUUCAAAUGACAUACAUCGGGCUAUCUUACAAAAUGAAACAGCAUAUCCCCCUAUGAGGGAAGAUGAGGGRAAAACACAAAGGUUAUUAAGAUCUCAACCGCCCUUUAGACAUUUAUAUCCUCCAGGAACAUCAUUAUAUUCUAGGCAUGAUGGACAUAUACAGGAUCAAGCUUUUUCAAAGGAGGUAGAAUUGUUCCCAACAUCAUUCAUGAAUACUAUUACUAGCACUUUAAAAAAUGUUGAUCCCGUACCUGUCGUUGGGGUAUCUGGUGGGAUGGGUGUUUUAUUCUUACUUUUUAGGUAUACUCCAGUUGGAACCUUCUUUAGAGGAAGAGGAUACAGACAACGAAUCCCUACUAGAUUCGAUGGAGUAUAUCCUGGAUUUUACCCAGGUUUUGAAGGAUUUGAAGAAGGCCAUCUUCCAAAUAAUCAUAUUAAUAUAGCUUAUGGGCCUGAAUAG
Molecule: messenger RNA, 1344 nt
Organism: Plasmodium vivax (malaria parasite P. vivax)
Lineage: Eukaryota; Apicomplexa; Aconoidasida; Haemosporida; Plasmodiidae
Product: variable surface protein Vir28, putative
Exons: 3
Coding region: 1-1344 (447 amino acids)
Source: RefSeq, a predicted model, not a curated record